CCCAGGUGGAAGACUGUAGUUUAUAUCGACGUAGAGAAGGAACUGUCUAUGGUUGAAACAGAAAAGGAACUACAACGCUUUCAUUUUAAUACUUUUAAUACAAAUCUUUUUAAUUGAAGUUUGAAACCAUGAGGAUUUUAAGAGUGGCGUUUCUGCUCGUUCACGCCUUCGUGCUGUCGAGAUUGGUGAACGGCGCUGCGGUUGACCGGUAUGACGAGAGCGCGAGGCCUCAACAACAUACGUCUGUAAUAAACCUGUUGGAUGUGAGUAACGACAACCGGAUAGAAGAGGACAACGCUGUUGUAAACAGGCCAUCAGUGACCCUGGAGUACGAUGAAGAAGAUGAUGAGGAAUACUAUGAAGAUGAGGAGGAAGAUUAUUUGUCUGGGGAUUAUGAAAACGGAUUACCCCGAGUUGCAUUUUCAAGCAAACCCCAAAACCCAUCCACCAUUCUGAAUGCAGAGAGGCCUGAGGGGAAGAUAAGGAGAGGAAAGGGACAGAAGAGGGGGAAAGGCAAGGGAAAGAAGAGGAAUCCCUGCCUGAAGAAGUAUAAGGAUUACUGUAUCCAUGGCACCUGCCAGUACCUGAGGGAUAUUCGUGAACCAUCUUGCAUAUGUCAUCACAGUUAUUCUGGGCAUCGGUGUGAGUUCUUCGCUCUGCCGGUGGGGAAGGUGGAGGGGGGCUACAACAGGACCACAGCUCUGGCGGUGGUGGCAGUGGUGCUGUCUUCCCUCUGUCUCACCAUCAUAGGCCUGCUGUUGGCACUAAGGUUUCACAAGCGAGGGGGGUACGACGUCGAGAAUGAGGAGAAGGUCAAACUGGGAUCGGCUCCUAACCACUGAGGGCCAGGAAAGAAGGGCAAGGAUACAGAAAUUCUACCUCAAAAUAGAAAAGAACAGAGAAGAGCGAUGCCUAGAAGAACCCAGAAGGACAGUGACUGUUUGGCCAGAAGGGAACCACGGGCCUAGCACAUGAGCCACCUUCCCACAAGUGACGGCCCUAUCAGAUCAAACAUGGGUGGUUCAGGAUUCCCACAGAGGAUUUGUAACCUGCUAGAAAGGAGCCUGCAAAACUGGAACACUGCUUGGUGCAGAGAAAGUACUGGAUACAUGAUGAGGAUAUGGACAAUGAAAUGGAGAGAAACAUGGCUGAACUCAGUGCUGCUUCUUGGCUGUGUUUGAACUAUAGGAGAUCCAGACUCAAAGGAUACGGCUUCCAUUCUCCCCCACCAACUAGAGAGGACAACCUGUAGUAUUUGUAUCAGCCAGCAUUUUAUAUUUUUCUGCACUUGUUUGUCAUUUUCUAGUGUACUGUAAAACCUUCUAUUUAUACCCUCUAUCUUUUAAUUUAUUUAUUUAAUAUUUUGCUGUAUUUAUGUUCAACUGCUUCGUCCACACAAAUGCACUGUCCGAUUAAAAAAAUGACGUAUUUUUUAUAUUUAAUGUUAGAUCAUAAUAUUUAUUGAUGAGAUGUAGAUAUAUCUGCAGCAUAUCAGUAUGCUUAUGGAGAACUGAAAAAUAAAUUCUAAAUACAGUCCUUCUGGUUACGUAGGUUUAUUUGAUUACUGAUUCUGGCAACCCGUAUAGAGGUUUCUAUACCACUGUGACUGAUUGGAUUAUCUGUUGAUGACUGUUUUUAACACCAGCAAUGUUUACUAUCCCAAUGUAACACUGACGGGUCAAUGUAAGCCAUUAUGACGUUGUUGCAUUGGACUUGUGUUGAAAACUGUUAACUUGUUGCCCAACUGUAACUAAACCUACACGUGUGGAUAUUUGAAGUCGGCAUGCAUUCUUAUUGCUCUCAUGACACAGAUCUUGUCUUACAAUGGUUAUAGAACAGAAAAGGUAGUUCCCCACUCAGUAUGAUACUGUGUAGACACACUGAGGUCCAUGUUAAGCUGUUAAUUAAAUGUGAAUUCAAGUGUACAGCCUUUUCAAAACGUCCUGGAACCUGCCAGUUUGAAGUGAUUUAGAGUCAAAAUGUGUAUUUGUUUCUCAGUAAGAAAUAAUUAAUAAAUAAAAGAAAUCUCUGAA
This is a messenger RNA of Osmerus eperlanus (European smelt), 2033 nucleotides long. It is a transcript of the gene hbegfa, whose product is annotated as heparin-binding EGF-like growth factor a. Gene Ontology annotation, biological process: positive regulation of cell population proliferation; epidermal growth factor receptor signaling pathway. The record is from RefSeq and is a predicted model, not a curated record. Bases 129 to 842 code for a protein of 237 amino acids. Gene Ontology annotation, molecular function: growth factor activity; epidermal growth factor receptor binding. NCBI's taxonomy places the organism in Eukaryota, Metazoa, Chordata, Actinopteri, Osmeriformes, Osmeridae. The transcript has 6 exons.